Molecule: messenger RNA, 1809 nt
Organism: Esox lucius (northern pike)
Lineage: Eukaryota; Metazoa; Chordata; Actinopteri; Esociformes; Esocidae
Gene: birc7
Product: baculoviral IAP repeat containing 7
Exons: 9
Coding region: 163-1422 (419 amino acids)
Biological process (GO): negative regulation of apoptotic process; positive regulation of protein ubiquitination; regulation of cell cycle
Cellular component (GO): nucleus; cytoplasm
Molecular function (GO): ubiquitin protein ligase activity; cysteine-type endopeptidase inhibitor activity involved in apoptotic process
Source: RefSeq, a predicted model, not a curated record
UGAUGGACUGCUAUAGAGAUGGUUCUUAAUGGUGAGUGAGUUCUGGAACGCUGCCUGAGGUGGGCUACUGCGCAAGCCGCGCUUACAGCGGCAGGGAAUAUAUGUCCAGCACUGGGCACUUCACGCUUCCACCCGCACAGUCCACUAUGGAACGGAAAAGGGAUGACUGGCACAGGACCGAAGGAGAAAGAAGACGCCACAAGCCCCAGCAUGACGGAUGACAGUAGUGACAUUUUGUAUAUUCUGGAGAAGCCUCAGAUGCGAGGCGAAGAAGAGCGGCUUCGAACUUUUGAAAACUGGCCGAGGGACGCACCAGUGACUGCGGCCAAUCUGGCCAGAGCAGGUUUCUAUUUUCUGGGUCCCCAAGAUAAGGUCCAGUGUUUCUGCUGUGGAGGCAUCCUGAGAUACUGGGUCCAUGGGGACCGUCCUAUCGUUGAACACAAGAGGCACUUCCCCAGCUGUAAUUUCGUGCUGGGUAGAGCUGUUGGGAAUAUCCCGCUGUACUUUGUCCCCGGAUCUCCUUCGGAUUCCGUGGACGGUCAGCUGUUGAGUCAGCUCCAGAGGAUGACCGUGGACGACCAGGGGGCGACCGGGCAAGCUGUUUAUCCCGAGAUGGAGUUAGAAGAAACCCGACUCAACACCUUUCACAACUGGCCCACCGGUGCGGCAGUCCAGCCCGAUGUUCUGGCGCGGGCAGGAUUCUUUUACACAGGCCACGGGGACAAUGUGAAAUGCUUCUUCUGUGAUGGAGGGCUUAGGAACUGGGAACCUGGAGAUGACCCUUGGCAGGAGCAUGCCAAGUGGUUCCCACGAUGUGACUUCCUGGUUCAGACAAGGGGACGUGACUAUGUCAGCAAUAUCCAGGACGCCCACUUUCAUAGAGAAACUGUGAGUGGAUCGCAGACCCCCGUGUCUGGAGAAAUCAGCCCAGGAAGUGACGGUGUUGUCAGUCUGGGCGUGCCCUCGGCGGUGUUGUCUCCUGUCGUCCAGACGGUGGUCCAGAUGGGGUUUGAGGCGGGCCUGGUGGAGAGUUUGGUCCAGACCAAGUACCUGCUGACCGGGCAGCACUACACCUCCGUGUCGGACCUGGUCACCGACGUACUGGCCGCCGAGGAGGAUGAGAGGGCCAGGGAACAGCAGGGCAGAGGUCAGGAGCCAGUAGAGAGACAGGGCCCGAGUGCAGGAGGCGUCAGGACACAGACACCCAUCAGAGAAAAAGCAGUGGGAGACCCCACACCCGAGGAGCUCCUUCGACAGCUGCAGGAAGAGCGAACCUGCAAGGUGUGCAUGGACAAGCUGGUGUCCAUCGUCUUCAUCCCCUGCGGACACCUGGUGGUUUGUAGUGACUGCGCCGCCAGCCUGCGCCACUGCCCCAUCUGCAGAGCCACCAUCCGAGGCAGCGUCCGAGCAUUCAUGUCCUGAGAGACACACUCAAGCUUUGGUUCGCCUUCAACAAAUAGAGAAAGAUUAUGAAGACCCACGGGGCAGCUCACAUCGUUCUACAGGUGCUGAGAGAACGUUGUGCAAAUGUUCUAUGGAUGUUGGAUGCCUGAUGUGUCUAACCUACCCAUAGAAACCUCCACACUGCUCUGCUGUUGAUUUUGCCCUGCUCACAAUACCCUCCGAAAUGAAAAUAGCCUCCCUUUCAGCCGUCAUAGUAGUUGUUGAAGUUAGAGAUUUAUUUUUACUACAAUAAACACAUAAUGCAAUACCCUUGUCUAUUCAUAUUGUUUACAGAACCAGCCCAGGACAAGAAGUAAAUAUGUCCAACUGCACAUGAGAUGAGGCAUUUGCACAAGUAGACCAGGA